Molecule: messenger RNA, 690 nt
Organism: Trichobilharzia szidati
Lineage: Eukaryota; Metazoa; Platyhelminthes; Trematoda; Strigeidida; Schistosomatidae
Source: the annotation of a GenBank genome assembly
GGUCAUCAUAAAGAAGGUUAUGGCUUGUCUUGGAAUGUAUUACUCAGUGGUCAUCUGCUUUCAGCCUCCGAUGAUCAGACAAUCUGCCUGUGGGAUAUUAAUGCAACACCGUUGGACGGUUGUAAUCUCAAUGCUAUGGCCAUAUUUACAGGACAUCAUUCCGUUGUCGAAGAUGUUUCCUGGCAUCUUUUUCAUGGACAUAUUUUCGGCUCUGUGGCUGAUGAUAAUAAACUGAUGAUUUGGGAUACGCGUAGUUCAAAUCGUAGUAAACCACAGCAUCAAGUCGAUGCGCAUACAGCUGAAGUCAACUGUCUGGCUUUUAAUCCAUUCUCUGAGUUUAUUAUUGCAACAGGCAGUGCGGACAAGACGGUGGCUCUUUGGGAUCUACGUAAUCCGCGAUUGAAACUGCACUCUUUUGAGUCUCAUCGUGAUGAAAUAUUUCAGGUCCAAUGGUCACCGCAUAAUGAAACAAUACUUGCUAGUUCAGGUACUGACCGACGUCUUCAUGUUUGGGAUUUAAGCAAAAUUGGUAUUGAUCAGUCUCCUGAAGAUGCAGAUGAUGGUCCACCGGAAUUAUUAUUCAUACAUGCUGGGCAUACAGCGAAAAUUUCCGAUUUUUCAUGGAAUAUUAAUGACCCAUGGACUAUUUGUUCUGUUUCUGAGGAUAAUAUUUUACAAAUUUGGCAAAUG